This is a messenger RNA of Colletotrichum truncatum, 489 nucleotides long. RefSeq lists its product as uncharacterized. The record is from RefSeq and is a predicted model, not a curated record. Lineage: Eukaryota; Fungi; Ascomycota; Sordariomycetes; Glomerellales; Glomerellaceae.
AUGUCGUCCGACGGUCCUACUCCGACUUUCUCCCUCAACACCGCAACCAAAGGCCCAGCGGCCGCCGAAGCCUUCUUCCAGGCUCUCGGCUUCAAGGUCCUUGCCGACUGGGGUGACGCGAAGUUCAAGGCCUUGCUACUGCCCCCACCUAACGAGAACCUCUGCCUCAUGCUCCAUGACCACAGCCGCUUCAAGGAGUUUAUUCGUCCCAACACCGAGAUCUCCGACGCCAGAACAUCGACCGAGGUCGUCUUUUCUAUUGGCUUAAAGGCCCGAGAAGACGUCGACCAGUGGCUUGCGAAGGCCAAGGAGGCCGGCGCCACACUGGAUCCGUAUGUGUCCCCAAACAAUGCGAAGGACAUGGGCACGUAUUCCCGCAGCUUUACGGACCUGGAUGGACAUAUCUGGAAGCUUAUAAGCAGCGAAAAGAGGACCGGUGAUCUUGCCUAUGUCAUGACCUUCGAGUCCAGGCUUAGCGGAGCAUUCUAA